AACCAGAGGGGGAAAUACAGAUUCCUCUCCCUAGUCGAGUCCCGAGUCCCUUCGCGCAACCCCUACUCCCUCUCGCUUCCGCUCCAUUCGAAACCCUAGCCACUCCCUGUCGCGCCGCUCCCCCAAAUCGGCGCCUCUCCUGCCCCGCCGCCGCCGCCGGAAAAGCUCCUGCCCCUCCAGCACCUCGUCCCCUCUCCGAGUCUCCGUCCAGACCACUUGCCCCAGAAUCCCAGAGGCAUCCAUGCUCACCCGCCGCCGGUGAAGCACAAGCACGGGACCCCAAGCCCACCUCUUCCUCCUCCUCGACCGCGCCGUCCUCCGCAUCCUCCUCCUCCGCCGCGUUGCUGCUGGGGAAGCUCUUGCUCCACCGGCGAGCUCCUCCUCCGCCUUGCCGUUGAUCUACUCGCUGCCGGCCGCCGCGCCUCAGAACGAUGUCGACACUUCCUGAACCCGAUCUGACGAUCACUGUGAGCCGGUCCUUGCAUCCGUUUCAGCAUUCAGAGGAAGAUGCCAGACAGCUCUUUGCAAAUCAUCCUUAUGCAGAAAAUUUCUUGUCCCCCAGCCAUUUGGAUGAAGAUUCAGAUCUUGCAGACCUGGAAGCAUUGGGUCCACAUCCUCUGCUUAACAGGCAGACCAAUGCUUGGCAACCAUUGAGAUGGAUCAAUAUUAGAAUCCAAGCUGCGGGAACUAAUCAUUGGAUUAUGCCUUUUCUGAGAGAUGAUAACUUAUAUGUUCGAGGUUUUGGUAACCGGCAUAAUGCUCAUGAGCUAAGUCAAAAUCUGUGUUUGCCAGGGAAAGACAAAGUGGAGGUUCUGUCCAGGCAACUUCCCCUGAAACUCAACUGCAUUCUCGUCAAUUGGGACGUCACGUACCCCAAGAUGUUCGGAUGCAAGGGUGAGCAUGCACUCGAAGCUGAAUUUCAAAGGAUCAUGAGUGAUGAAGAUUUUGUCUUUGAGGCAGUCUGUUUCUUGUCAAGUUAUGUUCACGUCGAGGGCAGUGAGGCUGAACAGAAAGCCAUGAAGUACUUAGCGGGCAUCACUUUCACACUGUGUGAGUUUUACAGAAUGAAGCUUUGGCUAACCAAUGUCCCAUUGCACCUUUGGAUACGUCUCUGGGGGGAUAUUUGUUUUGAGUACCUUAAGUGGAGGGAUCGAAACUUCACGGACUGGAUUUCGGACAGAGUUGCAAAAAAGAAGGGACAGAUUGGUGAGACAAGGAAACAGAAGCAUUUCAAAAAUCUGGGCAUCCAGAGGCCAGCUGAUGGUUUGCAAAUCUUAAGCCUUAUAAUCAACUGAAAUGUCACGUACUAUGACAACCUAGAGAAGAACAGAAGUAAGAAGAAUGUUAAAGUCUCUGAUGGAGGAGGAAAGGGUAACAGCCGGCUGAGUCAGAAGGGUGGUGGUGCAUCAAAUAUGCCACAAGAAGGCAAUACCAGUCAGGAAACAAAGGCUGCAAGUAAUAGCAACCAGAAAGGAGCUGUUUAUGGAGGUGACCAGAUUCAAUACAGCCAACGAGAGCUAUUGGAGGAGUUUGUGGGUUUGAUGAGCCACGAUACUGCAAGGACUCCCUUCCAUGGGGACGGCGCAGGGUCCAAAUUCUGAGAGUGAGUUCCAAUUUUGAAGUCGCUUGGAUGGAUUUCCAUGAUUGGCAUCGUCCACAGGCCAUCCAUAGAAGGAAGAUCAAUGAUCCAGCACGCACUGGACCAAUCAGUGAUCCACCAGUAAUCGGAGCAAUGACAGAUAUUGCAUUGAUUGGACCUGCGCGACCCAUCGGAGCAUAUACGGGGCUUGGACUUGAAUUCAGUCCUGCCAGGACUACAAACGGAGGAGAAGGGAGAAGACGCAACCAGAGGACGAUCAACGAGAGGGGAGCAAUUGUUGAGUCAUGGGAGGUGGAUAGUUAUAAUGAUGAGCCAAGUUUUCAUCGCAAGGAAAUUGCUGGGGAGUGGGAAGGUCAGAAGAUACAAAUAUCUUAUAUGAUUGUGCCUGAUACAGUGGAAGCCAGAAUCAAGGUGAAGCUACUGCUCGCAGGAGGAAGCCGCUAUCAUGUGACAGGUUUCAUAAAGGCAUGGGAUGACAACAUGGGACACGAAUUUGUAAGGCUCUUGUCAGAUUCAGACCAAACAGUGGAGGUGCCCUCUGACCAAUGGACUCCACUUCCUUUGAUGAUUUCUCUGUUGUGUCUGAGCAAUGCUGAGGAAGUUCAGUUGAAAGUCGCUGCAUAUCUCACUUUCCGUUCAUGCUCGAACAGUGAGGAGCAAGCACUGAAUGUGUCUCCUGAUCAAUGCUUCAAGCUCAGCCAAAGAGCUGCCAGACAAGAACGUGAGGUCAUGGGCAACAGAAUUUCUGUGGCUGUGAAAUUCAGUACUUGAAUUUCAACUAGAAACACAAUUUAAGGCUGGGCAACAGACUCUGUUCUCUUCCAGCGCAAGUUUCAGGAUGUGUUUCAGACAAUUGCUGUCCAGCUACAUAAAGUUCAUGAUUCUUCUGCUUGCUUCUCUUCAGCCAUUGUACUUCUUCAUGGCUGUCCUCUGUUUCUUUGGCAGCACAUUUUCAGAUCGUGUCCCCUCUAGCUGCCUUCACUUGUUGGUCAUGGUGUUCAUCAGUAGGGGUUCUUGCUCCCUUGCUACUUUCUAGGACAUCUAUUCAGCUCUACAUUUUCAGAUUCUGCUGUUUCUUUUCUUCCUAUUUUCUGCCCUCUAGUUAAAUAUUAGCAUGUAGACUUUGAUCUUGGUAUCAUUUGCAUUAACGUUGUGAUGUGCCAGGUUUAAAAAGUUGUUCGCUUAGUGAUGAAAGAUGAGGCGAUGAAUGCAAAAGCGGGCAAGCGAUUGUUAC
Triticum aestivum (bread wheat) is the source of this 2834-nucleotide messenger RNA. RefSeq lists its product as uncharacterized. Gene Ontology annotation, biological process: negative regulation of translation. Bases 432 to 1295 code for a protein of 287 amino acids. Gene Ontology annotation, molecular function: rRNA N-glycosylase activity. The record is from RefSeq and is a predicted model, not a curated record. The transcript is spliced from 2 exons. NCBI's taxonomy places the organism in Eukaryota, Viridiplantae, Streptophyta, Magnoliopsida, Poales, Poaceae.